Molecule: messenger RNA, 1890 nt
Organism: Fonsecaea multimorphosa CBS 102226
Lineage: Eukaryota; Fungi; Ascomycota; Eurotiomycetes; Chaetothyriales; Herpotrichiellaceae
Exons: 1
Coding region: 1-1890 (629 amino acids)
Source: RefSeq, a predicted model, not a curated record
AUGCGCAUGACUCGUGCAGCCUUGCGGGCGCAGGCUCAAGAGGAACCGCAACUCAUUUACGAGGACGCCGACGCGAAUUCUAAUAAUUCGCUACAGGAUGAUUGCGCGGACGCUGCCGACGCGAACCAGGAUCCUGAUCGGCCCCCAUUGAAAGAUAUCACCACCGAAAUCAACCCUUCGACCACCGAAGACCCCUUUACGGACGAACAGACCGAGCCCAUGCAGAAAGCGAAGAGCAGGAAGAAAGGGCAGAGAACCAAGCAUGACAAGGCACAGUCGGACGAGCCGCAGGAACAAGGGCCGCAGCCCGAGGACGCGAGUCAAGGCCACCACAGUGAAUCUUCUGAAGGAAAGGGUAGCAUACAUGACACGCCUUCGACUGCCUCUAUUGACCAAGGUGCUGUCCGCGACAACGAAGUCACAGUAGAGGCAGUUGACGCGACCCUGAAAGAGCAAGGGAUAUCUGACUCGUCCUCUGCCCCUCAACACAGUCACACCGGUCCUCCAAAGACACCCAAGUUCGAUCCAUCUGUCCAUAAAACCAUGGAUGCGGUCACGUCAUCUGCUUCAGACUCUGUUGAAGAUUCCUUUGUGGAGAAGAUCACAUCGAGGACCCCAGGCCGGUUGCAGAUACUUUUGGAGGAGACCAAGUCUUCGGAUUCUUUCGCCGAACAGAUCAGUUCUCGAACACCUCGAAUCGAAGACUCUGUCGAAGCAAUCGAUGCUCUGGAAGAUGCAAUCGAAAAGAUUUCCGAGACAUUGCCUGCUUUGGACGAACUGAAGAUCGAAUCCCCUGUGAAACUGCAAAAAAACACACCAGCCCGCCUCAAUCUCCAGCCCACCACACCUCCGACGGAUCCUCAGAAAAGGGUGCCUGGCCAGCAACCAGCACAGCCAUCUCGGUGCCCUCCACCGAAGACUGGAAAAACUUCCGCAUCUUUAGAGCGGUCGAAACUGAGUGCUGGCCGUGAGUCUUCGACCAACCCCUCAGCCAGAGCAACCACCCCUGUAAAAUUGGCCAAGCGACCGAUUAUUGACGGCCACAAGUCCAGAGAAUCUUCGAGUCAGGGUGCAGCACCGCCGCUUUCGUUCUCCAAUUCUCCAGUUAAGAACCAUCCAAACACGAAGAAGCAGGUAGCUAAACGUGCCCUAUCCACCAGCAAACCCGGGUUCGUCCCCUCCAAAUCCACCAAGUCUCCCACAAAGCCAACCUUUACAUUACCGGGGGACGCGGUUGCGGCCAAACUCAAAGCCCAGAGAGAAGAGCGGAUGAAGCGUGAAGAAGAAGUCAGCAACGAGAAGAAAGCCUUCAAGGCCAGACCGGUGCCAGCCAAAAUCUCUCGUCCCAGUGUUGUGCCACGAGAGAACAAGGCCAGCCAAGCAAGACUGAGCAUCUACGCCACCGGAAGAAACAAGGAGAACGUUGCACCCAAACCAGCUACAGCAACCCAGCCACAACCACGCCCAUCAUCGCUUGGGCCAAAGCCCAAAACAUCCGAAACAACAAAUGUGAAAGCGAGCGUCCGUCGAACAACCACGUCGGCCACUCCAACCAAGCCACGCGCAUCGAUCAUUCACCUGGCCAACGGUCAGAAAUCGACGGUGACGAAAGAAGACGUCUCUCAACAGAAGGCCAAGGGCAAGGAGGUCUUUGCACGUUCGAAAGCCGAAACGGAACGUGUGGAGAAGGAGAGGAGGGAAAAGGAAGAGGCAGCGCGAAAGGCUAGGGCGGAGGCGGCAGAGAGAGGACGACAAGCGAGCCGCGAGUGGGCAGAAAAGCAGAAGAAGAAAAUCGCGGCUAAGAUUCUGGCUGCAAAGGAAAAGGAGAAGGCUGGGGGUGCAGAGAACAUGGCAGCCCGAGGGCAAACUAAUGCCGUGGUGUCUAAUUGA